This is a messenger RNA of Pseudoliparis swirei, 8265 nucleotides long. It is a transcript of the gene phlpp1, whose product is annotated as PH domain and leucine rich repeat protein phosphatase 1. The transcript is spliced from 17 exons. NCBI's taxonomy places the organism in Eukaryota, Metazoa, Chordata, Actinopteri, Perciformes, Liparidae. Gene Ontology annotation, molecular function: protein binding. The coding region runs from base 1277 to 6586 and encodes 1769 amino acids. The record is from RefSeq and is a predicted model, not a curated record.
UAAAUAAGUUCCAUUUCCUUAUAACUAUGCGUGCAAAUGCUGCGGAAUUUAAUAAUGCCUGAUAUGCAAAACGUCAUAUGCAUUUAGCAAUUAAAUCGGUGAUUUUGCACGUCUAACGGUUGCAUAACCUCGUUGGCUUGAAGCAGAUUAGAAAAAUGGUGAGCUUUGAAGAAAAAAAAAAACUGAAGUUCAGGGUCGCUGCGUCCUCAACAGGAGACAAACAAAUCAAAAAUACAACUAGUUUAAUUCCAAAGCGUUGCGCUCAUGCGCCGCUAGAUGGCGCUAUAGACAACAUAAUGAGGGGCCCGCAGACUGAUCUGACGUGACGGCUUUGUGAAAUGGCGUCCUGGAGAGAUGGGGCUGAAGUUAUUUUCCUCGUCACCACUAGUCUGAAAUCAAUACACCGCUCCAGCGAGAGGUGUCGUUACGUCAGCGGGGAGAGAGUAACCGCGAGGGACUGAGCGGAGCCCCGAUUAGUUGACGGCUCAAAAGUUUUCCCGCCGUCAACAGUUUGACAGCUGCGUGAGUAACGGCCGUUUAUGCAGUAACUUCACUCACGACGAGUGACGUCGAUACGCCCGUUUUUUUUAAUUCACCGCCGGCGUCCCGGUCGCCCGGGGAUACGGACACUACAACCACAGCGACUACAACAGACAGGAGGAAGUACUUCGGUGGCCGCACGCCGAACGUUUUAUACGAGCUAUGUUUACGCCUCCCGUCGGUUCCCCGCCUCGCUGGCCCGAAACGGACGCAAAGCUUCACGGGAAAUGUAGUCGUGACGGCGGUUAUCUCUCUCGGUGGCGACGGCGGAGCGGCUGUCCGGCGAAAUACAUUUCCCAGAAGCCCCCGCGUUGUUGUUAGCGACCCCAUCUUGUCGUCUCCUCAUGAAUAUAUAGCAGCCAGCAUUAGCGUAGGAGGUCAGCCGACGUUCAUUUCAUAUUCCGGCGCUGUGUUUUCGGUUCAAACGGGACGCGCAGUCACGUCUCCGCCCCGGUCUGUCCCCGCGCGCCCAGCCUCUUCAGAGUGGAUUUAAUCUGUGAAAUGCUGAUUUUUUUUUUUUUUUACGGAGCGGGAGGGGGGAGCGGAGGAGACUCCGACGAGGAAAGGAAGCCGAGAAGUGAAUGACUACUAAUGGAACAAGUCGGCAACACCGCCCUGUUGGUGGACAUGUACCGCGGCGGGGACGCUUUUUACGGCUUUUAAAUGUAGAAGCAGGAGGUGUAACCAAGUGCGCACUUUUAUUUAUUUCGAGCGGGGGGACUUUUAAUUGGCAGCGAUGGAAAGCGGGCAGGCUGUCGCCGAGGACGGCGCGUCGGAUGGAGGCGCGACCAAGUUGAUGAAGAAGCCCAGCGGACUGUCCGUCGCCCGGGGGACUCCGGCGGAUGAUGGCGGUGGACACUCGACACCCUCCCGCGUCGAGGCGAAGAAGAACGGGAACAGCCUCCCCCGGUCCGCCUCUGCGAGUGCGUCAAACCGAGCCGUGGCGUCUAAUGGCCGGGGCUCGUCCAGCAACUCCAGCUCCCUCCUGUUGAGACGGCGGCGCUUGAAGAGGAACCUCUCCGCCGCAGCUGCGGCCACCGUCGCUGUCACCGCCGCCUGCGGCGCCAAGAUGAACUCGGCCCCGUCCUCUGCGUCUCUACACACCCGGAGCCUGGACAGGAAGACCCUGCUGAAGCACCGGCAGAACAUGCAGCUGCAGCCCGCGGACCGCGAGUGGGUGAGAGCGGAUCUCCACCGGGGCUCCGUGCACGUCCACGAGCGACUGACGCCGUCGUAUCCCCGGCCGGUUCUUUGCACGAUGGACACCACGGCCGGCGAGGUGGCGCUCCGACUGAGCGAACUCUGCAGCAAGUCGAGCUCCGUGGUGCGCAUUUUUUGUAAAGACAACCCCAAGACUGACCAAAAUGGCAACUGCAACGUGAAGUACGAGUACAACGAUAACCCGCGCGAGGUGAACGAGGACUCGAGUGUGAAACGCGACCACCACCAACUGGCCCCCCUGGAGUCCGCCGAACUACGGGGCCACCCGAGCGACCGGCUGAGGCUGCUGCUCGCGGAGGAUGCGGACGAGAGGCACGAGCAACAGGACGCGGAGGGGAAACUUUCCACCCCGGAGUCGGAGUCGCGGGACAACAUCGCCUGCUCGCUGUCCGAUCUGAACUCCAACUCGAACAUGGACACCCCCGACGGCGACGACUCGGAGCACAGGCGCUGCUCGGACAGCUACGGGUUGAACUCCGGCUCGGAUGUGGAGAGCAGCGCCUUCGACGACCUGAGCUCCGGGGGGGCCCGGCUCAGCGAGCACAGGGACUCCCUCAGCGACGACAUGGUGCUGGGCACGGAGGCGUCCAUCCUCAGCCCCUCGUUCGACAGCGCCGCGGAGGGCCACGACACGUACGGCAGCUCCUCGGACGAGCUGGACCUCGACGGCGGCGGCAGCAUGGAGCCCGUCGCCGCAGCCGCCAACUACAAACGGCGCGGCGUCGGGCAUUUGAGCAACGUGACGACCGGCGGGAGGCCAGAGGGCAGACUCGGCCCGCGCGGGCCGGGCAGCCUGCCGGCCAGCAGCAGCGCCGGCUCAUUGUCGACAGCCUGUUCUACAGGUAAUGCACCUGACGGCCAUGAGGACCCGGACUGUGGCGGCGGCGGGGGGCCGGACUCCAGCCCCAUGCUGUAUGUUCAGAUGCAUGGCGAGGCUGUGAGGAGGCUGAGCCCCGAGGAGAGGCCUCUGCACAUCCAGAACGACUUUCUCUUUAAACUCGGAUUUAAGGACCCGUGGAGAGUUCAAGAGGAAGGGCUGAACACGGAGAUUGGCUCCUUGUUACGCUUCUAUGCAGGGAAGCCCCAGAGCGUCGAGAGCUCCGAGCGGGUCCAGCUGUCGGGGACGUACAACGUCCGCAAGGGGAAGCUGCAGCUGCCGGUGAACCGCUGGACCAGACGGCAGGUCAUCCUGUGCGGCACCUGCCUCAUCGUCUCCUCCGUGAAGGAGAGCCAGACGGGCAAGAUGCACAUCCUGCCGCUCAUUGGAGGAAAAGUGGAGGAGGUGAAGAAGCACAACCACUGUUUGGCUUUCAGCUCGGCGGGGCCUCAGAGUCAAACCUACUACGUCAGCUUCGACAGCUUCACGGAGCGCCUGCGCUGGCACCGACACGCUGCCAAGAUGGUGUCCCAGAGGAUCAACUCGGUAGAUCUGUCCUGCUGCAGCCUGGAGCAGCUUCCCCCCAACCUCUUCUACAGCCUCGACCUCACCCACCUCAACCUCAAGCAUAACUUCCUGCCUGCGGACCAGCGGCUGCAGCAGCUGCAGAGAUUUUCUCGCCUGCGAAGCCUCAACCUGUCCAACAACCACAUCGGCCAGUUCCCCGUGGCCAUCUGUGACAUCCCCACGCUGACGGAGGUCAACCUCAGCUGCAACUACCUGACGUGUGUCCCGAGCUCCGUGGGCGCCAUGAGCAGCCUGCAGACGUUCCUGCUGGAUGGCAACAGUCUGGAGGAGCUGCCCGCGGAGCUGGGCUCCCUCCAGAGGCUCGGCUACCUGGGCCUCUCCUUCAACCAGUUCAGCCACGUGCCUCAGGUGCUGGAGCAGCUGGCCUCCAUGGAGAAGCUGUGCAUGGCUGGAAACAGCCUGGACACGCUCACCCUGCAGAACUUCCGGCUGCUCCGCGUCAAACACAUCGACCUGAGGUUGAACAGGAUCUCCAGCAUGGUGCCGGAUGAGCCCGACCUGCUGCGCCACGUGACCCAGCUGGACGUCAGGGACAACCGGCUGACGGAGCUGGACGCCUCCGUCUUCCCCAGACUGGAGGUGCUCCACUGCGAGAGGAACCGCAUCGUUUCCCUCAAGGCCAAGGGCGGCUUGCUCAAAGGCAUCUACGCCUCCAACAACGAGCUCCGGCAACUGGAUGUGAGUCCUGUGCCCUCCAAUCUUAGUUACAUGGACAUCUCCAGGAACCGCAUGGAGUCCUUGCCAGACUGGCUGUGGGAAGCAAAGAAACUGGAGGUUCUGGACAUGAGCCACAACCUCAUCACCGAGCUCCCGGCGCGGUUGUUUUGCAGCAACAGUCUGAGGAAGCUGAGUGCAGGACACAACCAGUUGCAGAGGCUUCCUGAAAGAGUGGAGCGCCCUCUGCUGGAGGUUUUGGACAUUCAGCACAAUCAACUGGUGGAGCUGCCCUACAACCUGUUCCUCAAAUCAGACAGCUUGCGGAGCGUCAACGCGUCGGCCAAUAAGCUGGAGCACCUGCCGCCGUCCAGCCUAUCAGAGGAGAGCCACAGCAUCCUGCAGGAACUCUACCUGACCAACAACCGGCUGACGGACAAGUGUGUCCCCAUGCUGACGGGCCACACACACCUCCGUGUGCUGCACAUGGCCUACAACCAUCUGCAGACCUUCCCGGCCAGUAAAAUGGCCAAGCUGGAGGAGCUGGAGGAGGUGGACCUGAGUGGAAACAUGCUGAAGACGGUGCCAACCACCAUCAUGAAUUGCCGGCGGAUGCACACACUCAUCGCCCACUCCAACGCCAUCGAGGUCUUCCCCGAGGUCAUGCAGCUGAUGGAGAUGAAAUGUGUGGAUCUGAGCUGCAAUGAGCUGAGUGACAUCACGCUGCCAGAGAACCUGCCCCCCAAGCUUCAGGAGCUGGACCUGACUGGAAACCCUCGUCUCAACCUGGACCACAAGACCCUCGAGCAGCUCAAUAAUAUCCGCUGCUUCCGCAUCGAUCCGCCUCCGACCUUCUCGUCCAGCGAGGCCUCUGGGGGCCCCGCUGUGUGGAGUCACGGGUACACGGAGGCCUCGGGCGUCAAGAACAAACUGUGCGUCGCGGCGCUGACGGUCAACAGUUUCUGCGGGAGUCGCGAGGCUCUGUACGGCGUGUUCGACGGCGACCGCAACGUGGAGGUGCCCUACCUGUUGCAGUGCACCAUGAACGACGUGUUGGCGGAGGAGCUGCACAAGACCAAGAGAGAGGAGGACUACAUGACCAACACCUUCCUCGUCAUGCAGAGGAAACUGGGAACCGCGGGGCAGAAACUGGGCGGCUCGGCGGUCCUGUGCCACCUCCGCCACGACCCCACCGACCCCGGCGGCUGCUUCACGCUCACGGCGGCCAACGUGGGCAAGUGCAAGGCCAUCCUGUGCCGCGACGGGAAGCCUCUGGCGCUGUCGCUGCUUCAGAACGUGGGCCUGGAGGAGGAAUACCGCCGGGUCCGGCAGCACCGGGCCAUCAUCACCGAGGACAACAAGGUGAACGGCGUGACGGACUCCACGCGGAUCAUGGGCUACUCCUUCCUCUACCCCUCCGUCAUCCCGUGUCCCUACGUGCAGACGGUCACGCUCACGCCCCGGGACGAGUUCUUCAUCCUGGGUAGCCGGGGCCUCUGGGACGCCGUGUCCCCCGCCGAGGCCGUGGAGGCGGUGCGGAACGUCCCCGACGGCCUGGCCGCCGCCAAGAAGCUGUGCACGCUGGCGCAGGGCUACGGCUGCACGGACAGCCUGAGCGCCGUCGUGGUGCAGCUCAGCGUGAGCGAGGACCGCUGCUCCUGCUGCUGCUCCGAGGCGCCGCAGCCGCCCGCCAGCCCCGGCUCGGGCCCCUACCCGCCGCCGUCGUCGUCCUCCGCCGCCGCCAAGGAGCGGCGCUCGGACGGCUCGCUCCCCGUGCCGCCUUCCUCCUGCAGCGAGAUCAGCAGCGAGAUCAGCACCAGCGAGAUGAGCAGCGAGGUGGGCUCCACGGCGUCGUCCGACGAGCCGCCGCAGAGCUCCCUGGUGCUGCCGCACGAGCAGGCCCACCACCCGCACCUCCACCCGCAGCCCCACCCGCUGUCCCCGCAGCAGCAGCAGCAGCAGCAGGCGCACGCCGCCACCCAGCCCUGCCAGUACCUGUUCCCGGGUGCAGAGCUGCCCUCUGCCCGCAGCUGCUGUGCCCUCCACCCCGCCUGCCUCGCCGGCUCCAUCCAGCGGCAGCUGUCCAGCGCCACCUUCUCCAGCGCCCUGUCCGACAACGGGCUGGACAGCGAGGACGAGGAGCCCAUCGCCGGGGUUUUCUCCAACGGCAGCCGAGUGGAAGUCGAGGCGGACGUCCACUGCCUCAAAGCAGAGUCCUCCUCCUCCUCUUCCUCCUCCUCUUCCUCGUCGCCCCAAACGUCAUUACCCUCCUCUUCCAGCCAGGAGCAAACCGCGCCGACUCUCCCGCCGCCCCCGCCGCCGGCGUGCACCCCGGAGCCCCCCCCGGAGGAAGGCCUCGACGUGAUCCCCGGGGAGGGCGACAACGGGCUGGAGAGAGACGAGUCCUGGCAGUCGCUCGGAGCAGGAGGCGCGGAUGGGGAGAAGUCGGCGGGCAAGAGGAGAGCCAACGGAUCGGUGGCGCUCCAGGAGAAGAGUCACAACCUGAUCGAGGUGGCGGCCGACGCCCCGUCCAAGAAGCCCGGGGGCUACUUCACCGCUCCGGCGCAGCCCGACCCCGACGACCAGUUCAUCAUCCCGCCGGAGCUGGAGGAGGAGGUGAAGGAGAUCAUGAAGCAGCAUCAGCAGAAGCAGCAGAAGCCGGCCGGCGCCGACCAGCCGACAGACUACUACGACACCCCUCUCUGAACACCUCCACCACCUCCUCCACCUCCUCACCUCCACCCCCCCCCCCUCACCCCCCCAGCUGCAGCGUGCACUGAAGCCGACGACCGUCGACCGAACCCGUUUAGAUUUUUCUCCGUACGUGGACACGACCGGACGAGCGUCCCGAAGAAGGCUGGAGAACGCACAUGAAGAAGAGUCGCGUCAAACGAAGAACCACACGCCGUCACGUGACCCACAGAAGAACCACACGCCGUCACGUGACCCUUAGAAGAACCACACGCCGUCACGUGACCCACAGAAGAACCACACGCCGUCACGUAACCCUCAGAAGAACCACACGCCGUCACGUGACCCACAGAAGAACCACGCGCCGUCACGUGACCCUCAGAAGAACCACACACCGUCACGUGACCCUCAGAAGAACCACACGCCGUCAUGUAACCCUCAGAAGAACCACACACCGUCACGUGACCCACAGAAGAACCACACGCCGUCAUGUAACCCUCAGAAGAACCACGCGCCGUCACGUGACCCUCAGAAGAACCACACGCCGUCACGUGACCCACAGAAGAACCACACGCCGUCACGUAACCCUCAGAAGAACCACACGCCGUCACGUGACCCUCAGAAGAACCACACGCCGUCACGUGACCCACAGAAGAACCACACGCCGUCACGUGACCCACCCACAAGCAAACGAGCCCUUUAAUGACCCUCCUCACUGACGGAGGAACCGUGUUUUUACAUUAGCCAACCAGCGGAGGGCAUCGACUCUCGUCUCUUUGCAAUAGCGUUAGCUCGCCACCACGCCGGUUCGGACGGCUCCGUGGUCCGUUUGCUUUGUUUUGUAAGAACUUACCAUAUCUUUAAAUGUGAAAGCAGUGAAGUUGCUGAAAGAACUUUUUUUUUUUAAACGGAGACUCGUAAUCUUUGUCCGCUCGGUGGACUCCGUCGCUCCGCCGUGACGCCGCCACACGUAGCCGCCGUAGGUCGGGCUCUUAAAUACUGUUUCAGUACAUCGUGGCUCUCCGCCUGUGAAAAUGGCAUAGAAUUUUUUUGUAGGAAUUUUAAAUACUAACUCCUAGGAGUUGCAUACUCUUUACGGUGACUCCGUCACUUUCUACUAAUCUUCUCUGAGAGAAAAGGUGAUUUUUGUUUUGUUUUUGUUUGUCAAUGAUUGUAAAUAAGAGAAAUAUUGUAUACGGAUGCUUUUAAAGGAACUACGUACCUGUGUCGGUGAAGGUUUUCAUGAAGGGGAGGAGGACGUGAGGUUCACCAAGAGUUUGCUGUUAUGCGGCUGUCACCCCCCCCCACCCCCACCCCCUUUAUCUUACAUCGUUGACCCACACACACACACACACACACACACACACGUAGAAAUGUAUUUGUGCAAUUACAGGUAACAAACCCUAACAUUCAUGCACUAUACCUGCCUCUAGUUGCCAUGGUUUGCUCCACGUUGUUUGAUUGUGAUGUCUUGUCGUCAUCACUGUCUCUAAUGAACACUAAUAAACGGAUCUUUGCAUGCACAGUUGCAUGCACGCACACACGCAUAAUACUAGUCCCGCCUCCCUCCUACAGUAACUUAUCACCGGCAUGACUGUCAAGUUCAGUAAGACAAACAAAUAUAUCCACAUGGAAAAGAGACAACACAGAUGUUCCUGUCUUUGGUAUAAUAAAUUUUAAAUUUGUGAAUAUAA